AUGAAUGCAGAGCAGAGAAUUUUACAAGAGCGAGAGAAUUGGAGAAAGGACAGACCAUUCGGGUUUGUGGCUAAGCCGCAAAUGAAGGCAGACAAGUCACUUGAUCUUUUCAAGUGGAACUGCACCAUACCAGGCCCAGAGAACUCACCCUUUGCAGGGCACAACCUAUCAGCAACCGUGGAGUUCUUUACAACAUACCCAGCAAACCCACCCCAAGUAAAGUUCACACAGCAAGUAUUUCACCCAAAUGUAUAUUCAGAUGGAUUCAUCUGCCUGGAUAUUCUUGACUCAGAGUGGUCUCCUUCGCUGAAUAUUAAAACAAUUUUGCUGGCAGUGCAGACCCUCCUGGGAGAAGCAAAUGUUGAGUCACCUGCAAAUGAGAAGGCAGCAAUUAUGUACACAAAGAAGCCUGCACUGUACACAAAAACAGCAAAAAAGCAGCUCACCAAUAAGAUUGCAAUGUAG
Molecule: messenger RNA, 465 nt
Organism: Nematocida ausubeli
Lineage: Eukaryota; Fungi; Microsporidia
Exons: 1
Coding region: 1-465 (154 amino acids)
Biological process (GO): protein sumoylation
Cellular component (GO): nucleus
Molecular function (GO): SUMO conjugating enzyme activity
Source: RefSeq, a predicted model, not a curated record